GACUUGCUUAGGCUUGUGUAGUUCUUAUUUUGAACACUGAGUGGCGCUAUCAGACUGGUUAAUACUCCUCAGAUGCACGACCUCUGUGUUUAAAUAGUCAAUUUCAUAUUGAGUCUGAGUAAUGCUAGCUCAGACGCUUAUUUGGGAGGCUCACGAAUAGAUUUCUUUAAUUUGAGUGAAAGCGGUUAUCUUCCCUGAACCUUGCAAAUAAUACAUAUCAAGGCAUUAGUGUAAUUAUUUUACACGCAUCACAGACACAACAAGGCCAAGUGAAAAGGCUGUAAUGAUUUCAGCUCUAAUGAGCUGACGCGUGUACUGUAGGAAUCAUUUCAGAUUGCAUGUGUGGACAGAAAUAUGCAUGUGUGCCUCUUCAUAUGUGGAACACUUAUCAUAUUGACUAGUUUUCAAUCUAUGGGGCUGAACCCGAAAGUGCUGGAAUUCUUGGAGUGCAAACCAGGAUGAGGAGGAGUGGAUCCACCCCGGGACAUUAUGCAGGAUGUACACACAAGUGAAGGUCCACCCGGCUCUGCAGCAGCAGGUCCAAGCACCAGUAAAGUGAAGUGUGUAGUGACCAGGGCGUUGGUGGUGAUAGAGUAAAACUAACGGCAGAGAGAAAGGGGAGAAGGAGGGAGAGAGAGAGAGAGAGAGAGAGGUAGCUGAUACUUGGUAACGCAUCACAGCAGGAGAGGCAACCGGCUCUAAAGGCGCUCAGCCAGCGACGGACACGGACGAGGAAGGUGCAGGUGAUGUCGUGGAGUGUGGGUUCCGGCGGCAGGAUGACAUUGGCCAGGCUCCUCCUUCCCUUCCUCAUUCUCCCCUCUUUCUGUGAAGGUGGUUCUAACCAGCCGCCACAAUUCACCAACUACUUCUUCCAGACGUACCUUCUCAUCUAUGAAGACAUGCCCAUCGGUACGUCAGUUACUCAACUAAAGGCUGUAGACCCUGAAAACGAGCCUCUUGUAUACGGGAUCUUUGGAGAAGAGGCCCAGAAGUAUUUUUCUGUCAACAGGGACACUGGCGUCGUGUGGCUUCGCCAACAGCUUGACCGCGAGACCAAGUCAGAGAUGCAGGUUGAAUUCUUUGUGAGUGACAAUCAAGAGGUGGUCAAGGACACGGUAAACAUCCAGAUUGGGGACGUGAAUGAUAAUGCGCCAACCUUCCACGGACAGCCGUACACAGUCCAAAUCCCAGAGGACACUCCGGUGGGGCGCUCGGUGUUUAUGGUGAACGCCACGGAUCCGGACCAGGGCACCGGAGGCAGCGUUCUCUUCUCCUUCCAGCCGGCGUCCCCCUUCUUCACCAUCGACGGGGCCCGAGGCACCGUCACCGUCGUCAGGGCACUGGACUACGAGACGACCGCAGCGUACCAGCUGACCGUCAACGCCACGGAUCAGGACAAAGUGAGGCCUUUGUCCCGACUUGCCAACUUGGCCAUCACCAUCACCGAUGUUCAGGACAUGGACCCCAUUUUCACCAAUCUUCCGUACAGCACCAACAUAGAGGAGGAUGUACCUCUGGGAUACCAAGUGCGGAAGAUAACAGCCAUUGACCAGGAUCUCGGCAAACCACGAGGCAUCGGCUAUACCAUCAUCUCAGGGAACACCAACAGUGUUUUUGCCCUGGACUACAUCAGCGGGUCCCUGACAGUGAACGGCCAGCUGGACAGAGAAAACCCACUCUACUCAGCAGGAUUCACUCUCACUGUCAAGGCUACAGAGUUGAAGGAUGAUCGCAGUCCAUCAGAGGCAACGGUGAUGACCACUUUCACCAUUUUACUAAUCGACAAGAAUGACAACGCUCCCAAGUUCAACAGCUCCGAGUAUCGCGUCCGCAUAACUGAGCUGGCCCAGGUGGGCUUCGCCCUGCCGCUCUUCAUACAGGUCGAAGACAAGGAUGAGGGGGUGAACAGCAUGUUCCAGGUGUUUUUGACUGGAAACAAUUCAGAGUACUUCACCAUCUCGCCCACCGCUGUGCAGGGGCGUGCUGACAUCAGGGUCAGGGUGGCCAUGCCCCUGGACUAUGAAGAGAUACGGAGCUACAGCUUCUCACUCUUUGCCAAUGAGUCCAUGUCUGAUCAUGUGGGAUUCGCCCGUAUCUUUAUUGAGAUCAUUAAUGAGAAUGAUAACCGUCCCAUCUUCAGCAAACCCCUGUACAACAUCAGCCUUCCUGAAAACACACCCCCUGGAACAUCACUGGUGCAAAUCUUGGCCACAGACAAAGACAGCGGCACGUUCGGGGUGGUGCGCUACUACUUAAGCGAUGAGCCAGACCAGUUUCUGCUGGACGAGGAGACGGGCUGGGUGGUUCUGCGGGCCAACCUGGACUUCGAGCUGAUGCAGCGCUUCACGCUGACCGUGCUGGCGAGGGACGGCGGCGGGGAGGAGACCACGGGGCGGGUGCGCGUCAACGUGCUGGACGUCAACGACAACGCGCCGCUCUUCCAGAAGGAGGCGUACGUGGGCUCCCUGCGGGAGAACGAGCAGGCGGUCCAGUCGGUGGCGCGGGUCAGGGCUACAGAUGAUGAUGCACCGCCCAACAACAUCCUGACGUACUCCAUCACUUCAGCCUCGGCCUUCCCCGAUUACUUUAAAAUCAUGAUGGUGGAGGGCUACGCAGUGGUCACUGUGACCAACCCUCUGGACUAUGAGAAAGUUCCCAAAGGCGCCAUCUACUUGACAAUAAUGGCCAAAGACGGAGGCCGCCCGGCCCUCAACAGCUCCGUCCUGGUCACCGUGGAGGUGAUCGAUGAAAACGACAACCCGCCAGAAUUCAGCACGACGUCCUACGUCAUCAAAAUCCCAGAGAACAUUAUUGCUGGGGCGACUGUACUGCUUGUGAAUGCUACUGAUUUGGACGCCUCCCGGGAAUUUGGCCAGGCCUCACUCAUCUACUCCCUGGAGGGCUCCUCUCAGUUCCGUCUCAACUCACGCUCGGGAGAGAUCACGACCACAGCCCUGCUGGACAGAGAGCAGAAGUCUGAGUACAUCUUAAUAGUCAGAGCGGUGGAUGGAGGGGUUGGGCCACAGCAGAAAACUGGCAUUGCCACGGUGAACAUUACGAUUCUGGACAUCAAUGACAACGUCCCUUUGUGGAGGGACGAGCCAUACUAUGCCAAUGUAGUGGAGAUGAGCCCAAUGAACACCGAUGUUAUCUCUGUGUUGGCGUUGGACCCGGACAAUGCGGAAAACGGGACAGUAGUUUACAGUAUCAGCCCAGAAAACCCCUUCUAUACCAUCAACAACGUCACAGGGAAGAUCCGCACCAGUGGGGUGACCCUCGACAGGGAAAGCUCCAACCCCAGGGACGCGGUGCUCAUGAGGACCAUAGUCAUCUCAGCUGUUGACCGCGGUUCACCUCCACUGCGUGCAUCUGCGAGCGCUACGGUAUUUGUCAACCUGCUGGAUCUCAAUGACAACGACCCAACCUUCCUCAACCUGCCCUUUGUGGCCGAAGUGCUUGAAGGCCUGCCCAUCGGAUCCUCACUUUUUAGGGUCCAGGUGGAGGACCCGGAUGAAGAUAAGAAUGGCCUGAUCACAAUGGCAUUACAGGUGGGCAUGCCUCGUCUCGACUUCUACCUGAACACCAGCACUGGUGUCCUCACCUCGACAGCGGUCCUGGACCGUGAGCAGAUUGGACAGUACUAUUUGAGGAUUAUAGCCUACGAUGCAGGAAAGUUCCCUCGCACUUCCACUUCAACCCUGACUGUAUCAGUUCUGGAUGUGAAUGAUGAGACGCCCACCUUCAGUCCUCGCGUGUACAAUGUUUCUCUGCUGGAGAAUGUCCCUAGAGACCGCUCUGUAGCGCGCCUCAGCUGCUCUGACAACGACGCUGGCCUCAAUGCUGAACUUAGCUACUUCAUCACAGGUGGUAAUCAAGAUGGCAAAUUCAGCGUGGGCUUCAGAGAUGGAGUUGUUCGGACCGUGGUCGGCCUGGACCGCGAGGGCCAAGCAGCUUACGUUCUGGUUGUAGAAGCUAUAGACAACGGUCCAGCAGGCAGCCGCAGGACGGGCACGGCCACCGUGUUUGUCGAGGUGCAGGACGUUAACGACAACAGGCCCAUCUUCCUCCAAAACAGCUAUGAGACCAGCAUCGUGGAGAGCGUGCCCCAGGGAACCAGCAUUGUCCGGGUUCAAGCCACAGACGCAGACGAGGGAGAAAACGGUCGAGUUCUCUACAGAAUCCUCACGGGAAACAGCAAUGAUCAGUUCAGCAUUGACAGACAGACGGGGCUCAUAACCAGAGGCCUCAAUGCGCUUGACAGAGAAACGAGGAGCUCGCACGUGCUGGAGGUGGAGGCCUACAACAGCGACGAGAGCAGCAUGAGGAGCUCUGUGCGGGUGAUCAUAUAUGUGGAUGAUGCCAACGAUGAGGUGCCAGUGUUCACCCAGCAGCAGUACAACCGUCUGGGCCUUAGGGAGACCGCUGGCAUCGGCACGUCUGUGAUCGUGGUGCGUGCCACAGACCGUGACAUGGGUGAUGGCGGUGCUGUAGCUUAUGCCAUCGUGUCCGGCUCCGAUCGCAAGUUUGAGGUGGACAUAAGCACUGGGCUGAUAACCACCCUGGACUACCUGGACUACGAGACCAAGACCACCUACUUAAUGAACGUCUCGGCCACCGACCAAGCGCCGCCUUUCCAGCGAGGCUUCUGCACCGUCUACGUCACGCUGCUCAACGAGCUGGACGAGGUCGUGGCCUUCGUCUCCACCGGCUACGAGGCUUCGAUACGCGAGAACAUCGCCACCGGCACGGAGGUUGUCCAAGUGAAGGCCCAGUCGCCUGACAACUUGAACCAGCUGACUUAUCGCUUCGACCCUGACACAUCGCCUGCAGCUCUGGCCCUCUUCAAGAUAGACAGCGUCACGGGUCGCAUAACGGUGACCGGCCUGCUGGACAGGGAGAAGGGGGACUUGUACACUCUGACGGUUGUAGCUGAUAAUGGAGGACCUAAGAAAGACUCCACUGUGAAAACUUAAUGGCAUUCCUCUUUUGUUCAUUGCAUCUCUUGUUGGAAUUGCAGAAGGUUUCCAUCACCAUCCUGGAUGAGAACGACAACAAUCCCGAGUUUGACAUCACAUCUGAUACUUCAGUGGGAAUCCCAGAA
Molecule: messenger RNA, 5101 nt
Organism: Betta splendens (Siamese fighting fish)
Lineage: Eukaryota; Metazoa; Chordata; Actinopteri; Anabantiformes; Osphronemidae
Product: cadherin-23-like
Exons: 34
Coding region: 747-4973 (1408 amino acids)
Biological process (GO): homophilic cell-cell adhesion
Cellular component (GO): plasma membrane
Molecular function (GO): calcium ion binding
Source: RefSeq, a predicted model, not a curated record